Molecule: messenger RNA, 606 nt
Organism: Eimeria tenella
Lineage: Eukaryota; Apicomplexa; Conoidasida; Eucoccidiorida; Eimeriidae
Exons: 4
Source: RefSeq, a predicted model, not a curated record
CGGCCCCCCGCUGCUGCUGCUGCUGGGGACGCUGCAGCAGCAGCAGCAGCAGCAGCAGAAACGGAGUCGCAAACCCUCGGGGGCCCGCCGCCCUCUUUUAGAAAACCAAAAAAGCAAAAAAAGGAGAAGCAAAGAAAAACAGGAAAAGACUUUUGGCUCGCACUUGCUGCAGCAGGAGAAGAAGCAGCAGCAGACCCCGACGACGACGCUGCAGCAAACGGCAGCAGCAGCAGCAGCAGCAGCAGCAGCAGCAAGGAGCACCACGCGUCAAGGGACAGCAGAGGAACGAAGGAAAAGAACGCGCAGAAGGAGAAGGUGGCGGAGGCCCUUGCUGCUGCAACAAGGGACAAAGAGAGACACCCCAGGAAAAGGACCACCAGCAGCAGCAGCAGCAGCAAAAGCAGCAGCAGCAGCAGCAGCAGCAGGAAACAAGAAGCUAAAAUGAGGCAGCUGGAGGAGGUGCUGGAAGAAGAACUUGGGCUGUAUGGACAGCCCACCGUUGGAGACACCGAGGAGACAACGCAGCAAAGCAGCCGAAGAUGGCCAGCAGCCAAAAGGGCUCUUACCUCAGACGGCGAAGUUAGUGGAGCUCGCGAAACAGAGUAA